AUAUUAAAUUACUCUCAGAUACACGCAGAAAACUGCAUAAAAAAAUCUAAAAAAACAAAAAAAGCAAGGAAGAAGAAGAAGAAGAAAGUACAUCGAAAAGGAGCAUAUAAUCAAAGCCAAAGGGUUUGGCAAUUUUCAAAUUUUCAACCAACUAUAAAACUUUACCCACCAAAAUAAACUACUAAAAGAAAUAAAAUAAAAUUAGAAAAACACCAAGUGGAAAACGGUUUUAUCGCCGACUUCAAUAAGGUGUCGUCGGCGAUCUCUUGGUUUUUGUUGUUGUUGUUGUGGUGGUGGUGGGGGGAUUGGGAAUGGGGUUGUUCAGGAGGAUAGCAGGGUUUCUAGGGUUUGUUCGGGACGAUGCUCACGAUGUCAGAGAUGGAGAGGACGAUGAUAACAUCGAUGAUCUCACUGCUUCCCACAGUCGGAAUCCGGUCCACAUGCAAUCUACUGGGUUGCCCCGUAGAGGGUUCAGCGUUCCGGUUCAUGUCGCCGUUGACCGACCUCAGUCCGGUCCCGUUCUUGUUCCUUGUGAUUCUGGCCAUGGCGGUGUCCAGGGUCUGAAAUGGUAUGCAAAGAGACUCAGGGUAGAUGAGGAUGGAGAUGUUGCAGAUGAGUUCCUCGAUGAGGUCUUGCCUAAAACACCUAACGGUACAGAAAAUCAAAGGAAAUUGCCAAGGUUUGAAGUGAAAUACAGUGCCAGGCCAGCCAAAGUUAAGGGUCAGAUGCUGUCAUUGGAUGGCAAAAUCCAACAGUGUGUGGAACACCAUGGUAGAUUGCAAUGGGUAUGAAGACAUUUUAGAAGAAAACUAUCUGAUUAUGAGUGGAUGAGUAGUUAGGGUUUCAAUGAUUUAGUCCUAUGGCGCUAGCAAGUUUAAUGAAUUUGUCUACACUGGUGUGUUCUGUUUUCUCUUGUGGUGGUAAGAAUUGUGGUGGUCUGUAGCCCCAUUCUGUAUCACUAGCGUUGCUCACAAAGGGUUUUCGACAGUGGUGUUUCAUUGAGGAUUUUGGUUGGUACUGAUUCAUUUGCCCCAUUCUGUAUCAAUAGCGUUGCUCACAAAAGGUUUUCCACAAGUGGUGUUCCCUUGUGGAUUUUGGUUGGUACUGAUUCAUUUGCAAAUGAAUUAUGUGGAAACUGGUGCUCUCUUUGCUUGUUAUAGUUAAAUGUAAACAUUUAAUUUAGUGGACUCAUGAUAUAAAUAAGAAUAUAUUCUAAUUCCAUUAUUUACUUA
Messenger RNA from Ziziphus jujuba (common jujube), 1232 nucleotides. RefSeq lists its product as uncharacterized. NCBI's taxonomy places the organism in Eukaryota, Viridiplantae, Streptophyta, Magnoliopsida, Rosales, Rhamnaceae. The transcript has 2 exons. The coding region runs from base 312 to 791 and encodes 159 amino acids. The record is from RefSeq and is a predicted model, not a curated record.